Schistocerca americana (American grasshopper) is the source of this 4166-nucleotide messenger RNA. RefSeq names its product RRP12-like protein. The record is from RefSeq and is a predicted model, not a curated record. Lineage: Eukaryota; Metazoa; Arthropoda; Insecta; Orthoptera; Acrididae. The transcript has 23 exons. The coding region runs from base 74 to 4018 and encodes 1314 amino acids.
CGAAACUCGGAGGAGCCCAUGUGUUGUGUUGUUUACAAUUGCAACUAAAAACAGCGUGGUUAGUGAGAUCGUCAUGGGAUCGUUUCGACAUCGUGUAAAAGGAAAAGGCAAGAGAUGGAAAAAAGGUCAUAGUUCCAGUUCAAACCCGGAAAUUCAGAAACAUAGAGAUAUUGCCAAAUCUAGGUUCUUUCAGGAAAAUUUGGGACAGAGUGGAUUGACAACUGAGGCACUUAAGAAGCAUGAUGCAUUCACAACAAAAAUGGAUACCGAAUCUUCGGUGGCUGGAGAUUUUGAGGAAGGAACAAUUGGAGGAACGUUCAAGACAUUUCAGACCUUUGCAAGUGACUGGAGUAGUUGCAGUAAUAUGUCAUUUAGUCGGCUCCUGAAUGGUUUCCGAUCAGAUUCUGCUCUUCAUAAAGAAAUGCUUGCUGUAUUAGCAGCAGUUACUGAGGUCAUUAAAUCAUAUAAAGGAAGGGAGUCCUCUGUGGAAUACUUUGCAGCACUGAUGUCAACAUUGGAGAAGAGUGAUACAGAGAUUUCAGUGGCAGCUGUCCUUUCAUUAAUUGGAAUGUGUAUAAAAGGAGUCCCUGAGAGUCUUCUGAAAUUGAAAUUCUCUGAAACAUCAAAAUUGUUAGUUGAUUUACUUGGAAAAUAUUCCGAAACUGAGAACAACGUGAUCCUGAGAACACUUAUAGGGUGUCUAUCAGUGCUACUCAGAGCCCAAGAUGCUGCAGUGUGGACAUAUUCUUCAACAUUGCAAGUUCUUGAUUCUAUCCUCACUUUCACAACUCAUUCAAAACCAAAGGUUCGCAAGGCAGCACAACAUGCUGUCUGUGCAAUACUGAGAGGUAGCAGCAUAAUGCUGGAUGGAGCCCCUACUCCACCACCAGCUCAUCACCCUGCAGCAAAGCAUGUUGCCAAGUUCUGCAACACACAGAUGGAGACAAGUGGUUCUCUCGGAGGCUCCACGACAACACUACAUGUUCUUAAUCUCCUCAAGGAUAUAAUUUUUGCAUUUCCGAAGGCUCAGGUCAAGACGGUGUGUGAGACUGUCCUGAAAAUAAUGACACUUGGAGAUACUCGUAUAAUUUCUUGUGGGCUGCAAGCUUUGCAUGGUCUUUUCAUCUCCCGUCCAUCAUCUAAAACACUACCUGGAGAGCUCAACGCACAACUGGUCGCAGCACUGUUUGACUAUCAACCUGCUGCCAGCGAUACAAGUCCUACUCUCGCUUGGUUGUUAGUCAUGCAGGAAGCGCACAUAAAUUUGGCAAAGGUGGACAUAAAUUUGUGCCUGGCGAAUGUGCCUCGGUUUUUCUCAGUAGCCAUACAGAUGUGGUCAUCUGAACGACCAGAAGUCAGAGCAGGCACUACACAUGCUAUGGAGGCAUUGGCACAGGAGUGUUUCACAGACCACUCUGCAGCCAGUGAUGUGCGAGAUGUAGCUUUGGCAAAGGCAGUAAGCUGUGCACAGGCAGGCUUGAGUUACCAAUAUCAUGAUUCUUGGCCACAUGUCAUGCAUCUUCUUGGAAUUCUGUAUGAGGUAGCAUUAGAAAAGGAUUAUAAACUCUUUCUACCUUCAUUGAAGAUACUGGGUGAUUUACGUGACUCUCACCAAUUUUCUUAUUCCCGAGAAUUGGAGUAUGCUGUUGGAAAGGCAAUUCGCUCUUUGGGACCCAGAACAGUCCUCAGUGCAAUUCCAUUAGAGCUUGUUGGUGAAGAGAGAACGUAUGACUUUAAACGCAGUUGGCUUCUUCCAGUUUUAAGAGAUAAUAUUCAGAAUGCUGAGCUUCGAUACUUUGUGCAGUUUUUUCUUCCAUUGGCGUCAAGAUGCAGGGAAAAAUCUGUUGAGUGUGAGAAGCUAAAUGACAUGGUUGGUGCUCACAGUUAUGACCUGCUGCAAUCACAGAUUUGGGCCCUUUUACCUGGCUUCUGUAACAGACCAUCUGACAUAAAAGAGAAUUUCAAGAGCAUUGCAAGAAUCCUGGGUACGGCAAUUAAUGAACGCAAGGACCUACGUCUUUCUGUCAUGGCAUCAUUGAGGAAAUUGAUUUCUGGAAGUAAAGAAAUGAAUAAUGAGGAAGAUCUGGCAGAAUUGUCAAGAUUUGCAAAAAAUUUUCUUCCAAUUCUCUUUAAUCUGUAUACUAUUAAAGCUAAAGGAUCUGAUGAAGAUGGCCACAGACUAUCUGCAUAUGAAACGAUCAAGGUGUAUUUAGAAAUAACAGACUCUCCUCUUCGGAACGACUUGUUUGACCGGGCAGUCAUUAAGCUGAAUGCUGAAGAUUCUGAUGACUUUGUUAAAAAGAGCAUUCUUGACCUACUACGACUAUUGCUGCCAUAUCAGGAUGUUGAGAGGCUUUCUAAACUGUAUGAGCAUUGUAAGCAGUUAGUACCUCAAAUCAAAGAUCGCCAGCAGCAGAAGAAAUCUUAUAGGUUGUUGGAAGAAUUGUGCAGCAGUAAAUCUGAAAGCUGCCAAAAGUUUGUGAAAGAAAAUUUAUCAGAUUUGAAGGCACUUUUGAUUACCUCACUUUCAAAGUCUGCUCCAUCAAGCAAAGGGCCUCGGCUACGGUGUCUUAUACAUUUGAUGAGAGAACUUGGGGAGCCUGACAAUGAACUUGUUGAGCAAGUGAUACCAGAAGCUGUCCUUUGCUGUAAAGACAUAAAUGAACGUUGUCGAACUGCUGCUUAUGCGCUGCUGGUUGAAGUUGGAGAAGCCAUGCGGAGAUGGGCACACAAGCCAGACGUUGAUGUGCUCCGAGACUACAUGGGACUGUUGAUGGUGGGCCUAGCAGGGCAACCAAGAAUGGCAUCUGCAUCUUUGUUGGCUCUCACUAAAGUUAUCCAUCACUUGAAAGAUAUAAUUCCGGUUGAUUUGGUUGAGCAAAUGUUGGACAAUGUUUGUCUUCUGCUGCUGUCCUCCACUCGUGAAAUUGUCGUUUCUUGUCUCAGUUACAUCAAGAUGUUUGUAACUUCCUUCCCACCAAGUAUUGUCACACCAGCUGUGCCCACAAUUGUAAAAAGUUUUGUAGGCAUGACAGAAGAUUGCAAACGACAUUUUAGACUGAAGACACGGAACAUACUUAGCAGAUUUGUCCGGAAAUAUGAUUAUGACACAAUAGCAAACAUGAUACCAAGCUCGGAUACUGUCAUGCACAAGCGAUUAAAGAAUAUACGAAAAGUUCAGUCAAAGAAGAAGCGUGAUAAAGAGAAAAGUGAGGUUGGGUCUUCUGAUGAUGAUGAUGAGGAUGAACAAUUCAAAAUAAAAGGACAACCAAAGAGUAUUGAAGAAAUUCUUGCAGAGUCAGAUGACUCUGACUUUGAAGAGCAUUCUGAAAAAAGCAAAGUUGUUUCUAAAAGGAAGAAACAACCAGGCACAUGGAUCAAAGAGGAUGAGGAGUCAUUCAUUGAUUUUACUGAUUCAUCGGCUGCAAAGAGAAUUACAGCAACAAAUCCACGUUCUGUAGUCUCAAAAGAAAUCAAGAGGAAGAAGGCAUCAUCAGAUUUCAAGGUUGCUUCUGAUGGGAGGCUAAUAAUUACAGAGGACAGUGAUGAUGAAAAUGAGUCUUCAAAUAAAUUUAAGAAGCUUCACUUGAGUGACUCAGAGAGUGGUGAUGAGGAUGGCGAGACCAAGAGUGUUGCAGCGUCAUCAGUUGGUCCCAUUGCUGGAAGAAAGAGAAGAAUGAGUGUUAGCACUGAUGCACAGAGUGAGCCAGCUAUGAAAUACAGAGCUGGAGGUACUGGCAUUCAUCGACCCGUGAAGAAGGCUGUGCUUAAAGGCAAAGGGAAAACAGCUCCUUCAGUGACCAUGGGAUCAGAAUAUCGUGCAAAGAAAGCUCAAGGUGACAUGAAGAGAAAGGGUCGUCCAGAUCCUUAUGCUUAUCUUCCUUUGUCUCGCAAAUUUCUUAAUAAAAGGAAAAAAGCAAAACAGUCAGGACAUUUUUCAAGUGUUAUAAAGGGUGCAAAGAAGGGGGCUAUGAAAGGAAGCAAAGCAAAGAGCAAAGGACUUAAAAGGAGGAAGUAAAAAUACAAAGUUAUGAACCUCAGAUGAAUGAAUGUGAAUAUACAGGCUGUGCUUUGACUGUACAUAUGAAGAAGUGUCUUAUUUAUAUUUAUGAUUAUCUCUUCUUGUGUAUAGACUUUUUAAAUAAAUGUUUGAUUGUGAAAACAAA